AUGCCAGAACUGCUUUUCGCUGAAGAUCCGAUGCGACCGGACGCAGCGGACCUUCUCCGCCUCCAAAGACCCGGCCCAAUCGUUCAGCAACCCCUGCCAUCGGUCAACGAAGAAUCUAACGCUGGUGUCUCGACGUCACCAAACAACCCACAAGAUGGCGAUGUCGUGGACGAGGACCUUGUGUCCAUCGAGCGGGCAGAGACAUUGGUCGAAGUCUACAAGACUGACAUGAUGCCUCACUUUCCCUUCGUCAUCGUCCCACCGCAUGUUACCGGCAGCGAUUUGCGACACACGAAGCCCUUCCUAUUCCUCGCCAUUGUCUCAGUGGCAUGCUUCCACGAUUUGAACACACAAGAUAAGCUAUGCAAUCGAUUCAAACAUAUGGUCAGCGACAAGGUUUUGCUUGGCGGAGACGAUUGUCUGGAAUUGGAAUACAUUCAAGGUCUCCUGAUUGUCCUGGCAUGGAAUCAAUAUCAUGGCCGAUCGAAGUACUACUCGCAGUAUCUCCAGCUCGCCAUUUCGCUGGCCGUCGACAUGCGCCUCGAUCGGAAGCUCCUUCAGCCGAAACCAGCGAACGCGGGCAAUAAGCGGAACCCUGUCGUCGAAAAGCCGGGCAUGUUGUCCGUAACGUGGGGUGCAGAGGAGCAGCGUGCAGCUGCAGGCAUCUUCUACAUCUCCUCCACUGUCUCCAAGCUGUUCGACAAGACCAACACAUUUGCGUGCACACAGUUCAUAGAAGAAGGAACCCUUGCGCUGCGAGAGCAGGCCGAGUAUAGGACGGACAAGGAUCUCUACCAUGUCAUACGUCUGCAGCGAAUAAUCGAGGGCAUCGACAAGAUCGCGACUGCGUCAGAUUCGGAUGCCGAUGCGCAGUCAGCUUAUCUGCGCGUGCGGACAGAGUUGGAAGAGUUUCGAGUAUAUCUUUGCUCUGACGUCAGCGACAGCCAACUUCUCUUCAUGCAGUUCCACACCGCAAAAUUGUUCCUAUACCAGGUUGCAUUCUUUGAGCGAAAUUUGCAGCAGUCGCCUGCUCUGCAUCGCAACAUCAUAUGUGAAGGUCUCGAGGGCGCUAAGUCCUUCCUGGACCUCUACCUAUGGCUCCCACCCAAGUCAGAAAUGUUCUUGACCAACACUGAAUGGAUCCAAUUAAACUUUGGCGUGACGCUGGCGGCGAAGUUCGCCAUCAUCAGCAAGGAACCUGGCGUUGAGCCCCAUACACGUGACUUGCGACACCGUCUGAACAUUGACAACGUGUUUCGUCACCUUGCACUACGAAUAGGUGCAUUGGUGGGUAGAGGUGGGGAAGGCAACAAGCAGAAAGACAUCUUCUUCCACUACGAAUCGCGAGUGCGCAAGAUACAGAAAUGGUACGAACGCAUGAUCCAAGCAACCCGCGCAAGCAGCCCAGAAUCGCAAGCAAGUACUUUGCAACCCCAAGCAGGCGGCGUUCAUCGGCGUCAAUCUCCUUCGCAGCCACACGACUCUUACCGCGAUCCGCCAUCCGCAACGCCAUCACAGGUCCCAGUCUCAGCAACGUACUCGCACCAGCAGCCCCAGUACAUAGCGUCGGCAUCAUAUCAGCAUGACAUGAUGCCCAUGCCACAGUACCAGCAAAUGCAGCAGUAUAUGGAGCCACAAAUACAUCAGCAGCCAUCAGUAUCCGCAGUUGGCAUGGCACCAAUGAGCACUUACUCGUCCUACAGUCCUGUACCUAGUGUUGCAUACCCAGAUCUUAUGAGUGCACCAGGGUGGGACAACAUGUUUACCAUACCCAUGGAAAAUGAAGCGAUCUUCGAUGUCUCACAAGGAUAUGGUCUGGGCAUGGCGAGCCCGCCCAGCGAAGCGUCUUGGGAUAGUUCUUCGGCUCAAUGA
Parastagonospora nodorum SN15 is the source of this 1872-nucleotide messenger RNA. RefSeq lists its product as hypothetical. Lineage: Eukaryota; Fungi; Ascomycota; Dothideomycetes; Pleosporales; Phaeosphaeriaceae. The record is from RefSeq and is a predicted model, not a curated record. Gene Ontology annotation, molecular function: DNA-binding transcription factor activity, RNA polymerase II-specific; zinc ion binding; transcription cis-regulatory region binding. Gene Ontology annotation, cellular component: nucleus. Bases 1 to 1872 code for a protein of 623 amino acids. The transcript has 5 exons. Gene Ontology annotation, biological process: DNA-templated transcription; regulation of DNA-templated transcription.